UGAACAAAGAGGCAAGUGAGAUAUUUUAGUUGCCUAUAAUUAGUCAUUGCAUUAAGAAAAUCUAUACUUAGAAGAGAGGUUGCAUAAGCUUUUUCAUACAUGUGAAUGUUUCUCUUCACUGUCUGUCUUGGCCAGCUUUUAGAUUACUGUAAUUCCUUGAAUGAGAGCCCAUUCUCUAAUAAAGCUAUUCCCCUGGGUAGGCACCCACCCCUUGGGCCAUGAAAUCAAACAAGUGCCCCUCUUGAACAAGCCCUCCCCUCCUACCUUACUUUCUCAGAUAGUGGAGAUACAAGGAAAACCUGUUUCUAUUGCCACUGUAGAAGAAUCAAUACAGGUUAUGUGCUGAUGAUGAGGAAAUACAAUACAUGCUAAGAUUGCUCAAAGCCCAUCAUUUUUGUGUCUGUAGUGGCCAAGCAUGUAUUCUUCAUUCAAUCAACCAGUUAUUUAUUUUAAUAAUAUGUGCAAGAGCUGCAAGCUUAUUCAGAUACAAACUUAUAAUAAAAUAAAUUACUUGUCUGAGAAAUAUAAUAGCCUAAAGUAAUGGAACAGCAUUGGCAGUGUUUUAUUGAUUUAUAGAUGGUGAGUUAUAAGUGAUAAUACAUCAUUAUUGAUUAAUUUACAAAUGGAUUAAGCAUCUACGAAUGAUUAAAUUUUUCUUCUCAGUAAUUAAGACAGCUUGUGAAGUGUUGAUGGCAGCAGGGCUCUUUGGAUUCACUGGUAUGACGAUAUCUAUUCCAGUGUAUUCUUAUAUUUCUUUACCUACCUUUUUCUCAGCCACCAUUUUUAGGACUGCUUUAUUAUAAUUGAUAUUGUCCAGAGCAAUGAUUUACUAACAGAAGAAAUCGUUAAUGUUGUAACAAGAGGAGUAGAGAUCAUGACACAAAAAAAAAAAAUCUGUCCCUUUUUUUAAUCCAAGUUCAUCAUGAAUUUUUCCUUCCAAACUAGAUAUUUGACCAUCAGCAAGAACCUAUUACAUGCUCUGUUAUUGUAGGAACUAAGUUCUCCAUUGAUUUUUUCUUAACCCUUUACACCCUAAGAUCAGUAUGCAUAUUCUCCUUACUACUCUCUAGACAUUUCAUAGGGUUCUGACAAGGAGAAUUUUCUUCAACAAUCAAGAGUUUCUUUAGUUGGUGAUCAUUUCCUUUAUUCUCAUGACCUCAAUGUUUGAUUGAAGGGUGAUUUUGUAAGAAGAAAUAAGAUGUUAGUGACUCUUUGGGAUUGAAGGGUUCAAGCAUUAACAAUGAACUUACAUCAAAUGAUGUAUUUUGCUCUGUUGCUUUAGGUGGAGUAACCAACUGGGUCGGAAUUAAACUGAUAUUCAACAGGAUUCCAGGAUUGUUUUUUAGGCAUGUGACCCUUGCUGUUGCCUUCUGAGGGGGGAAGUUCAUCUUUACCCUUUGUUCUGUAGCAUUCUUGUUGCUUAUUAGGCUGCAAUCAAUUGUUAAAAUAUAAGAUUUUUCCUGGAACUCAGAACUUAAUUGUUACUUCCCAAAUUGGUUUUGAUAUGUAAGCUCUGGAUUCUUAAAAAAAAAAGGAAACUACUCACUCUAAGGGGGUCAGUGACUUUGAAGAGGUUAUUCCAAUGUUUCAUAGCCAAGCAACAUUUAUACUUUCAUUUGACUUGUAUGCAGUUUUACAUUAAGUUAAUGAACUCAGCCUAUUAUUAGUAAGUUACAGUUGUUAUAAUUCUCAUUUGAAGUCUUCUUGUUUUUUCCACAGUGGAGCCAUCAUUAAGAAUUUUGUAACUGCCAGGAAACUGAUAGCCAAUUUUAUUCUUGAGGCAUUUUUCAGUCCUUCACAAGUUAGAAAUUACAUUAAUGACAAAAAGAGAACAUAUCUGACAGCAGAACAGAUAGGUAAAUGAUGAUACAUUUUAUGACAGUUUAGAUAUAUCUUUGCCUUUUUAAGUUGUUCUUUUUCUUGGUUACUAUGGAGAUUUCCACUUUUUUUAGAACUUAGCAAAAUUAGUGAAACAAUGCAACAGUAACAAUAUUGGAGUUUCUUCUCUGCUUAGGAAUAGUACUGUGAACCAAAAGUAGUUAAUUUUGAUGCUUUUAGUGCAAGUCUAGCUAAGUCAUGCCUUGGAAAGUUUAGCUGCUAAAUUUUUCUUGAAUCUUAUUUUAUAUAUGUUUAUGCUUUUUUCAAACAGACUAUCAGCUUGAGAAACUUCUCAAUUCCAGAAUUGCAGAAGAUGUGAUUCAUGAACAGUUGGAGGUUUUGAUGGGAACACCAGAAGGUAAGUUGAUUGGUCCAUUCAGCAGGUACAUUUACUGCUUCAUUUGGCAGCAUAUGGAUUUGUUGGUUAGUGGAUUGAAUUCUGACUGCUUUGGGUGACAAUAAUCCCAUCUGGUUAGGAAUAAAUUAGUUGGCUAUUUUCAUUUAAGGAGUUGAAGGUAAGGCAAACAAGCACAACCUCAGGGUGCAGCUGAUGGAAGGGUGUGGAUCUGGGAUUGUAUUGUUAUUGGAUUAACAGUGUCCAAUAUCAUAAAUUUUAUCAAGCACCAUGCACUAUGUCUGAUGAAUUCAUGUUUUGUUCAAUAGCCUGUACAUUAGUUAAUUUUUUAAAAUUCUUUUCCUUGCCCUUUGAUUCAUUUAUCAAUCCAUCCGUCCAUCUAUACCUACAUUCCUACAUACAUACUGUUCAUUUAGUAGUUCAAUUUGUUGUUUGUUUAUUUUUACUUUUACUUCUUAGUUCAUUCAUGUAGUCAUUCAGUCUGCCAGUCAUACAUGAACUUAGUCAUUAAUUUGCUUUUUUAUGCAUUAUCAAUGCCCACACCUUCCCAUGCAAGGGCAUAAUUGUGUCUAACACAUGCCCAAAUCAUAAAAUUCCGAAAGGGCAAAUUGCAAUGAUUAAAUAUCACAGGUAACCCCCAAGUGCUCAUUGUUUGGUUACAGACCAGUAUAAUAGCCCCUUCCUCUGUAAAGUGAAGGUUAAUGACUUUGUGGCAUGUUGUCUGAUUUUUAAUUGUAGGUCUCAAACUUCGUAUGCUUGGUGUCACCAAAGCCAAACUGGCACCCCUUGUAAAACCUCAGUUGAUGAAGUAUAAAACACACAUCGUGCCAUUGGUAAGGAAAAAGGGCAAUACACCUAUUGUCCUUCAUUAUUUAAUUCUUCAUUUGCAUCUUAACCCUUUACGCCCAAACAUCAGUAUGCAUAUUCUCCAUACUGUUCGCUUUACAUUUCCUAAGGUGCUGAUGAGGAGAAUUUGUUUAGUGGAGAGUAUCUUUGGUGAUCAUGUCCUUCAUUCUCAUGACCGAGAUGUUCGAUUCAGGGCUGAUAUUGUAAGGAGAAAUUAGAUGCUAGUCACUCUAAGGAGUCAAAGGGUCGAAGAAAGCCGUCAACAGGAAUUGAACCUGUACGUGCAUCAUAUGAAAUUCACCAUCAUGCGAACUGUGAAUAGAAAUUAUGUUGAAUGGCUGAUGUUCAUGUUUUGUUUUGUUUGUUUUUGUAAUGUUUUGUAGUUACUCUCAUCAAUUGAAUCAUUUGAUCUGUUAAAUGCGGAUCACCUCAGAGAACAGGUAUGCAUUCUUUUAGAUAAUGCGUAAUAGAAGAUACCCAUUUGUGCUAUUUAACUUUUUAAAAGUAUUUGACACUAUUCCAUGGGGCCUUGGCACUAGGCUCGGUGCAAUGCAAGGUGUGCUGGUUCCGUCACUCAUUUCUGUUCCACUGCACUCUCAUACCGUGCAUGUCCAGACAGUCAGAGUAUGGCUUACUCCCUUCAAGUAGUGCGACAUUUUUGUCUUUGUUCUUUUUUUUCCUUCUAAAGAUUGUGGAUUUGAUUUCAACAAGGACGCAAGAACUGUCCGCACAACAAGUCAAGCUGGUAAGUGACAUCCUUGAGUGAUCAACUGUUAUAUUCUCUUUCUAAUGUUUAGCAAUAGCGUUAUCUGGCCUCGGCUUUGAAGAAUAAAGUAAUGAGGAAAAAAAAAAUUUAAGGUUAUGUGAAAAAAAAUCAUAGUUAAUAAUAUUUUUUCAGGCGAGAAACUGAAAGGCCUGGUUAUUUACAUGACCAAACCGCGCUUUUAAGCAAGCGGAAAGUGUCAGGGAUUCUCUAUAAGAGGGUUGGUUUAUUUAAAUAAAUGCCUUUCCACUAUUAGCUUUCGGCCCUCUUGACACUGUUCACAAACUUAAACUUUCAGAUAAUAGGUUCGGCUUAAUUGCAGAUGGAUUACAACACGGUUUUGAUAAACAACGGCUAAACUUUGUUUAAAUACCCAGCCUGAAAGGUUUCUUAAGGGAGAAGAAAAUUAUAACGUGCACAAUAGUUAUCUUCACAAAAAAGAGCAAGUGCUCUUUCUGGUAAAUCCUUGAAAGUUGUUGCUGAGUAUCUGAGCAGAUGAAACGAUCUAAGCUGUGGAGCGAUGCGUAAUGAGAGAAUUUGACGAGAGGCAAUUGAUCACUUGAAAUCGUAAUCGUUUAAACAAGGAGAUAAACCCCAGCGAGCGUAAAUGCUCAUUAUUUUGCAACGAGUACGACUUGUUCAACUAUCGUUAACAAGUUGGGUGAUGGUGAAUUGUUCUUUAACUUAAGAAUUCACCUGAUGUUAACGUGACUCUCCUUAUCUGUGCACGUGUAGCUGGUCGAAGACGCGGUCUACCGACAUUUAAGUUGGAUAGUUUUCUGGGGGAGUGUGUUGGGAGCUGUGGUUGGCUGUGCAGCCGAGCUCGCCUCCGUUUACAUCAACGGCAUGUGACUCGUCAGAUGGCUUGGAAACAAUGUGUGGGGUCUGGGCUGAUUCAUUACAUGGUCAACUUUUAAAUGAAAGCCGACUGAUCGUACGGAACAAUUAACCUUCUGAGCCAUAGAGUUUGUCAGGGAGCGAUUUGGCCAGCUUCGCAGGUUGCUAAGAGUGCUCCCGUAGAAUGUACACAUGUACGUACCACAGAUUUCCGCAGAUAUGAAAAACGUUGUCCGGAACGGCUCACUCUAAGUAAAUACACGGUGGAUCUUAAGAAGCUUCAUUUAGGCUCAUGAUGACAAAGUGUAAGCAUUUGUAUGGAAUUGCAGAUAAAUUUUACAAACGUAAUGUUGUAAAGGAAUUGGAGUUUCACAAGGAACAAUGAACGAAGAAAAUGAAAAAAUUGAAAGGUUAAGGAGAGUUAAGGCUUAUAAAUCACUUUCAACAAUGGUCUUCUUUGAAACGAGUGUUUAAAAGCGAGAUGAAAUUCAAAGCAGGGGCGAUCGGCGAUCGGCGUAAGACGAACCGUGAUCAUGACAAGAUAAGAGCAAAAUAAAGGUAAUGAAAACUG
Molecule: messenger RNA, 5250 nt
Organism: Pocillopora meandrina
Lineage: Eukaryota; Metazoa; Cnidaria; Anthozoa; Scleractinia; Pocilloporidae
Source: the annotation of a GenBank genome assembly